Molecule: messenger RNA, 1235 nt
Organism: Mangifera indica (mango)
Lineage: Eukaryota; Viridiplantae; Streptophyta; Magnoliopsida; Sapindales; Anacardiaceae
Product: methylsterol monooxygenase 2-2
Exons: 7
Coding region: 177-986 (269 amino acids)
Biological process (GO): 4-alpha-methyl-delta7-sterol oxidation; sterol biosynthetic process
Molecular function (GO): iron ion binding; C-4 methylsterol oxidase activity
Source: RefSeq, a predicted model, not a curated record
AUUCAUAUAAAAGGGCCCAAAGUCAGCCCAGAUUCCCUUAGACAGUCUGUCUCAUAUCUCAUCUCGUGGGUGGCCCUUGUUUUGCUGUCUCUAAAAUCUCCAUUUCUCUUCACUCUCUGUUUUCUAAUUGACUCUCUCUUGGUUUUCUAAGCCACAUUGCUCUGAGAUCAACUCUCAUGGCGUCGAUCAUCGAAUCUGCUUGGCAGUUUCUUAUCACACAUUUCAGCGAUUUUGAACUGGCCUGUCUAGGGAGUUUCUUUCUUCAUGAAAGUGUCUUUUUCUUAUCUGGACUUCCUUUUAUAUAUCUGGAGAGGGCAGGAUGGCUGAGCAAGUACAAGAUUCAGACAAAAAACAACAGCCCUGCAGCUCAGGAGAAAUGUAUCACUCGGCUACUGCUGUAUCACUUUGGUGUUAAUUUGCCAGUUAUGCUUCUAUCCUAUCCUGUCUUCAAAUACAUGGGCAUGCGAAGUAGUCUUCCUUUGCCGUCCUGGAAAGUGGUUCUAUCACAGAUAAUAUUCUACUUCAUCCUGGAAGAUUUUGUAUUCUACUGGGGGCAUCGCAUAUUACAUACAAAAUGGUUGUACAAGCAUGUACACAGUGUCCAUCAUGAAUAUGCAACACCAUUUGGACUGACAUCUGAAUAUGCUCACCCUGCUGAAAUAUUGUUUCUUGGGUUUGCUACCAUCAUUGGUCCUGCCAUCACUGGGCCCCAUCUGAUGACUCUCUGGUUGUGGAUGGUACUUAGAGUCCUGGAGACGGUUGAGGCGCAUUGUGGUUACCAUUUCCCAUGGAGCCUGUCAAACUUUGUACCCUUGUAUGGAGGUGCUGAUUUUCAUGACUAUCAUCAUCGUCUGCUUUAUACCAAGUCUGGAAACUACUCAUCAACAUUUGUUUACAUGGACUGGAUAUUCGGUACUGAUAAGGGUUACAGAAAGUUGAAGGCACUAAAGAGUACCGAUUAUGAAAAUGGCAACAAGCAGACAUAACAAUAGAAAAUUCUUUUUGAAUGAGCUUGACAUUUAGAAAAUGGGUUCCUGGUUAAAAGGGCAUCUUGGAAAAGGUUUUGUUCUGCCCCUGUCCCAUCUAGUGUGCAAUUUUAUCUUUUAGUUGUUUACUUAGCCGUUCAUGUUUACAGCGUGUAGUGAUAUGGAAUCAUUGGAAAGAUCUUGAACGUUUUGCUCUCUUGUUUCAUACAUUAAUGAAGUUUCUCUGCUAUAAAUAAACCUUUUCGUUCA